This is a messenger RNA of Euleptes europaea (tarantolino), 1676 nucleotides long. It is a transcript of the gene SDC2, whose product is annotated as syndecan 2. Gene Ontology annotation, biological process: dendrite morphogenesis; cell migration. The record is from RefSeq and is a predicted model, not a curated record. Lineage: Eukaryota; Metazoa; Chordata; Lepidosauria; Squamata; Sphaerodactylidae. Gene Ontology annotation, cellular component: cell surface; membrane. The transcript is spliced from 5 exons. The coding region runs from base 6 to 620 and encodes 204 amino acids.
GGAUAAUGUGGAACGUGUGGAUACUGCUGGCGUUCGCCUCGAUAGCCCGCGUCGCCGGGGAGACGAGAGCAGCAUUGACUUCUGAUAAAGAUCUGUACCUUGACAACAGCUCCAUUGAAGAGGCAUCAGGAGUCUAUCCAAUUGAUGAUGAUGAUUAUACUUCUGGGUCUGGCUCAGGGGCUGAAGAAGAAGAAGAUGACACAAUGGUGGAUACAACAUCUAGAACACUUCCAAAGAUACCACCAACUAGUGAUGCCCCUAGAACUGAGAGAACUACAUUGAAAACACAGACCAAGGUACCUUUGCAAACAAAGUCACCUGAUGAGACUGAUAAAAAGAAGAUGCUGAAGCCUAAUGCUGAAAAUAAAAAUACUAAAACUGAGCCUGGUGAAGAUGCAGAUGUAGUCACUCAAAAACAUUCAGAAAACCUUUUCCAGAGAACAGAAGUACUGGCAGCUGUUAUUGCUGGUGGAGUUAUCGGCUUUCUCUUUGCAGUCUUUCUGAUCUUGCUCUUGGUAUAUCGCAUGAGGAAGAAGGAUGAAGGCAGCUAUGACCUCGGGGAACGUAAACCAUCCAGUGCUGCCUACCAGAAGGCACCUACUAAAGAGUUUUAUGCAUAAAACUCUUACUUAAGUGUCUCUGUUUAAGAGAUCACUGAACUUUUUAAAUAAAGCUUUUUUUUUUUGCAUAGAAUAAUGAAGAACUUUUUUUUUUCAUUAAAGAGCCUUUAUGGCACCUUUAUGAUAAAAAAAAUCCCAUUGUAUUUAAAACUUUUCAUGUAUUCCUUUUAAGAAAAUGUAAAGUUAAAAUCUUAACAUUUUGCAGUGUUCUGUGAAUAACAGUGGCAAAACAUUAUUUUAUAUCGCCAUUGCUGUUCACCGAAUCAUUUAAGAAACUUUAUGCAUAAAUGAAAAUGAUUGUUUUAUCCUAUGGUUCGAUGAAAGUUGUUUAAUUUUUGUCAGCAUGUCUGAUUGAUCUUACAAGUUAGUUUUUAUUUCAUUAAUUUAUCUGUUUCCAAAAAAAUGCCUUUUUGUAGUUGUCAUGGUGCAAUCUGUCUUCGGAUACUUCAGAUAAUGGUAGCUUUUAGUGUAAAUGUAUUUUUUCAGCUAUGUAAACUUUAACCUCCACUUUGUAUGAAUUUUAGUGUCAGGAAACCCAUUUUACACCUUGCUUUGUUUCUCAAUGUUCCUGUAGCUUCAUUGAAACUUACAGCAGCAAAUUAAUGUGUAAAAUUGGACUAUUACCGCAAACUGCGUAGUCAUAUCCUUACAAAAGAAAUCUUCUUUAUAGGAGAUUUGUAGUAAGCUACUGACAAGCCUACACAAACCCAAAGACUCGAACAGUAUUCUGAGACGUUGCUGCAAAGUUAUAUGGCCACUGUUGGUUAAUUUUUGGCAAUUUGAAGGUACGAGUACGGAUUAAUUUUUUUUCCUGUUCUUCAAAAAUGCAUUUAAGUUGUAAACGUCUUUUAAAGCCUUUGAAGUGCCUAUGAUUCUAUGUAACUUGUUGCAGACUGGUGUUAAUAAGUAUAUAACAGUUAAAGAAAAAGAAAAUGUUGGUAUUUUAUAAGCACAGACAAUUCUAAUGGUAACUUUUGUAGUCUUACAUGGAUAGACAUAAAUUGUAAUUUGGGAACAUAAACACUACUGAAUAAAUCAUGUGGCCUAAUACUGAAA